This is a messenger RNA of Glycine soja, 1000 nucleotides long. RefSeq lists its product as uncharacterized. The coding region runs from base 251 to 724 and encodes 157 amino acids. The record is from RefSeq and is a predicted model, not a curated record. NCBI's taxonomy places the organism in Eukaryota, Viridiplantae, Streptophyta, Magnoliopsida, Fabales, Fabaceae. The transcript has a single exon.
AUAUGGAGGAAAAAGAAAUAGUAAUUAAUAGCAUGUACAUAGUCCAUAAUUGUAAAGCCAUUUUUCUGUUUUCAUCUUGAUUCAAGCUCCCCCAUCCAUUUCCAUUUCAAAAUCCCUCCCUCCUUCAUUUCCCCAUUUUCCUCUUCCUCUUUUGGUGUGACAGCCAUGGAGGAAUGAACCAAUGACAUGAACCGCCGCGGAUUCCUCAGCCCCCCCUUCGCACCCCCUCCUCUCUAACUCUCUCCUGGACAUGACGCAGAAGAUCCUUCUGCGCUCUCCGCCGGUCACCCGCCGCAGGGAGAGGCGGCGCGUGGGGGAGGUUGCCGGCAACGCGACGGCGGAGUGCGCGGCGGUGUGCUGCUGCGUGCCCUUAACCGUCAUGGACAUGGUCGUGCUGGCCACCUACAAGCUCCCCGCGGGCCUUCUCAAGAAGGCCAUGCACAAGCGCAAGGGACGCCUUCUGCAGAAAAGGAAGAAGAAAACCGAGGCGCUCUUGGAUCACGGGCCUGUCAAGGCCGAUAAUUCUGGGCAUGGGCUUGGGCUUGGGCUUGGGUCCACACUUGAAGAGCACCUGGCGAAGGAGGUCGCGGAGGAGAAGUUGGAGGCGUCGAGGUUGGAAGACGAGAUGUGGGCCCAGUUCAACGGGACCGGGUUCUGGAGAAGCGCUUCUCAGCGCCACCACCAACAACAAACUGAUGGGGAAUCAUGCCAAGAACUCCAAUGAUUUCGGUACACGUGUCGCGUUUCCAUUCGACGACAACUCAACGAACGCAUUCAUUUACCUGGAUUCUAUGCAUGCGACAAUGUUUAAUGUGCUGUCAUAGACGACCAUCAUCAUAUUGUUGGGUUUAGCCAUCAUUUAUCGUUCUUGUUUUUUCCUAUGUGUAUUUUAAUUUUAUCAAGUCUAUGCAUUAUUUUGAUAAGGUUACGACUUUCUGAAAUUGGAAUUAUUUUUAACUUUAACGUGUACUAGGAACGAGUAUGUAGAAAGAAGCUCUAA